AUGAUGUCCAGGAAGAAGAAGGUCGGGGAUGUGCUGAGCGAUCAGUGGGUGCUCCUAGCUCCAGAAACCUUAAAGGAUGAUGCAAAGAAGCCACGCAGUAAAACGUUAUUUGCAAAGCUGCGCAGUCCGUUGACAGAAAAAGGCAACAUGUACCUGUUUAUUAACUCUGGACAGCAGGUCUGUGAAGUGAAAGCUUUCCAAGAAGAAUAUCGAUCUUGGUUCAUAGGUCAGACAGUUCAACAAGAUGGCAGGUUGCUAUAUGCAACUCCAGUGGAUCCUCUGUUUUUGGUGAUCUACUACUUAAUAAAGGCAGACAAAGAGCAAGGAAAAUUUCAGCCAGUGGAACAGAUUGUGAUGGAUGAAGAGUUUCCAUCUUGUAACUUGUUGCUGCAGUGCACUCAAGUAGAGAAGUCCCUCCAUCAUGUGACAGAAGAAAAAGAAAUUGGCAGCAAGAAGUUUUUUAAAUACAACAAAGAAAAAACAUUAGCAUGGCUUAAGAAAAAGGUUGACCAGACUGUCAAAGUUUUAAAGAACAAUGAUGUGUGUGUGGGUGGAGGAGUCCAAUCUGCCAGCUUUGUUCGGAAUAAGCAGGGUUCUGAAGUAAAAGAAGAUGACUACCUCCGCUAUGCUCAUGGCCUCAUAUCAGAAUAUAUACCAGAAGAACUCCGCACUGAGCUUUCCCAGUAUCUAAACAUCCCAGAUAUCUCCAGUCCAACUCCUGAACCUCCUACAAAGAAAAGGAAAAUGUCUGAAAAACCUGUGGAAGCAGAAGAGGACUACACAAAAUUUAAUUCCAGUUCAACAAAAAAGGCCAAUAGCAAGAUGACUGCAGCCCAAAAAUCCUUGGCUAAAGUGGAUAAGACUGGGAUGAAAAACAUAUCUUCUUUUUUUAGUCCAAAAGGGAAGAGCACAAAAUAG
This is a messenger RNA of Staurois parvus, 918 nucleotides long. The record is from the annotation of a GenBank genome assembly. NCBI's taxonomy places the organism in Eukaryota, Metazoa, Chordata, Amphibia, Anura, Ranidae.